Molecule: messenger RNA, 939 nt
Organism: Pyricularia grisea
Lineage: Eukaryota; Fungi; Ascomycota; Sordariomycetes; Magnaporthales; Pyriculariaceae
Exons: 5
Coding region: 1-939 (312 amino acids)
Source: RefSeq, a predicted model, not a curated record
AUGUUCGGAUGGGGCCAAAGAAACGGCAUUGGCCAAGUGGUUUCUGCCGCCUGCGGCAAGGAUUGCAAAUGGGACCCUGAGAGUCUGCUUGGCAUAUUAAAGUUGCGGGGAAAUGUCAGCCAAGACAUGGCUAACGGACUUGGGUUGAAACUGGUAAACAUGAAAUCCGAUCUAAUGGAACAAACAGGACAGAGUCACCAACCAACGGAUUCAACGUUACCGGAAAAGGUCUACAGCAUCACCGGCGGCGCAUCGGGCAACGGACUUGCCACGGCUAAGCUGUUGGCUCGCGAAGGCGCCGCGGCCAUCUGGAUCGCCGAUGUACAGGCAGAAUUAUUCGACAAGGCCCGUAGUGAAUUAAAUGAAACAAACAACAACACCAAGAUUUAUCUCGACAGGGUUGAUGUCGGCGACAGCGCCCAAGUCCACCAGUGGGUUCAGCGCAUGGUUUCGGAAUCAGGAGGCAUUCACGGGUCCGCUAACGCGGCCGGCAUCGUGGAUCCGGUCCUGCCGAUGGGGCGGCGGGGAACCGGUUCUCGUCCGCCUUACGGACGAGGCGUGGCGACGCAUCUUUCGCUCCGGGCAAUGUUGAAGAUGGAGAAGGUCAGCAACCCGGCCAUCGUCAACGUCGCCAGCAUCGCCGCGCUGACGACCGGCAUGGGUGGGUAUGCUUACGGGGCGAGCAAAGCCGCUUGCGAUUAUUUCAACCAAAGCGUUGCCAAGGACGGUUUUGGACGUGUACUGGGGAUAAAUAGCGUCCUGCCAGGACCGACCUUGACGCCCUUGUCGAAGGACCGUGCAACGAAUGGCAUCAAUGGCAGACGCGGAACAACCCCCAUUUACCCAGAGGAUGUAGCACGGACAAUUGUUUGGCUACUGAGUGAGCAUUCUUUCACUGUGAAUGGUGCCAGUGUGCCGGUGGGUCAGGGGAGGCCAUGA